Messenger RNA from Pongo pygmaeus (Bornean orangutan), 1911 nucleotides. It is a transcript of the gene FAM153A, whose product is annotated as family with sequence similarity 153 member A. The record is from RefSeq and is a predicted model, not a curated record. The coding region runs from base 1 to 1635 and encodes 544 amino acids. Lineage: Eukaryota; Metazoa; Chordata; Mammalia; Primates; Hominidae. The transcript is spliced from 15 exons.
AUGCACUUGACCCUGAGGACAUCAGGUACCAGGCCCGCCAGCCCCCGCAGGCGCGGAGUUGCGGCUGCAGCCACCAGCCUAGACGUGGCGCGCCCGCAGCAAGUGGCUGGACACCGCAGACCAGGCCCACGUCCCCAGCAGCGCGGAUCCCGGGGCCAGCCGCCCAGGCAGCAAAGUCAGGCGGUCGGCUUCGCCAGCAGCCGAUCAGUCUCAUCCUGUGGAUUGCCCAGCGCCGGGGAUCAGGAUCCGGAGAGGUGUCCAGGAGGAGCAGACCCUCAGACCAGGCGUCUUCCGCUACCUGACACCAGCCAGGCAGCCCCCAGGGCCAGAGCGUCAGCGCCGAAGCCAGGCUCAUCCGGGAAGCCACUCCGGUGGCCGCGGGGUGCCCAUGCCAGCACCAGAUCUCUCUUCGGAAGGAGGAGCGGGGCGGGCCGCACGGCCAGACAGGCCGUCCCCCUCAGGCGGGGUGGGCCGCGCGCCUGCGACUUUCCGCCUGUGGUCCUGGGGCAGCCCGGGCCCGCCCAGGAGAACCCGCGAGCCCAGCGGCGCCUGCACCUGCGGCUUCCGGGAGCCGGGCGCCCCUCGCGGUGCAGGCGCGCGCCUAACGGCUUUGCCAGGCUCACUAGGUCCCAGAGGUCGGAGGCUGCCAGUGUCGCUGCUGAAGGGUGGACCAGGCGGGAUCGCGGAUUCUGGGCUAGAACGCAGACUGGGAAUCGCGGAUUGGGAUUUGGAUCGGGGAUUUGGAGUUGGAUCACGGAUUGGGGGUUGGAUUGCGGAUUGGGGGUUGGAUCGCGGAUUGGGGGUUGGAUAGGGGAUUUGGAGUUGGAUUGGGGAUUUGGGGCUGGGUGUGGGGCGGGGGGCGGUGAAAAGGUGACAGGGAGCUGCCGUGGCUCAGGAGCUCACCACCUUGAAGAAGAAGUUCUUCGGCUUUGGGAGCUGCAGGGGCCGGCGGUCCUGGACUCCCUAGGCCACGUCUACAGGGGUUCGGGUUACCGAAUCGGAAGAUCCACAGGGCGCUGUCAAGGGCGAAGCCUGGCGUGCAGGAGCAGAGACCUGGAAGCCCGGGACAGGCAGCACAGAAUUCGACACCAAAUUUUGGAACUUAAAAAGAAGAUUCUUAAAACUUACAAUCCAGAUUCUGGGAGUUCUGAUGAAUCUGCAGUCAGCCCAGGGCUUCCCAGCUGUCUUCAUCCAGGCCUGCACCGGUGUUCACAGUGGUCCUCAUCUAAGCCAGCCAAGAAGGUCUCUGUCAUCCAUGUGACAGCCAGCCCAGAUGUCCCUAGCCGUCCUCAUCGAGGUCUGCCGGUUUGCUUACAUGUGUGCUACUUGGAGCCAGCCACUCUCAUACAGGCCAUCCCAGAUCACGAUGAGGACCUGGUGCAGGAAACUUCAUCUGAAGAUGUCCCAGGCGUUCACAUGGUGGACAAAGACACAGAGAGAGACAUUCUGAUGAGGGAUGUACUUCAGGAGCUGUCCAGUUACAAUGGCGAGGAGGAGGACCCAGAGGAGGUGAAGACAUCCUUGGGAGUUCCACAACGUGAGGGCGACGAAAGCUUCUUGUGCAAGCAUCCACUCAAGACACUCUCUGAGAGAUCGUCAGGCCCUGCCAAGGUGACCUGGUACUGGAAGACCUAGAAGACCUAGAAGACCUGGAGGAGCAUAUGCCAGGGAAGACAAUCUCUGAGGAAGCCACAGGGGUUCACAUGAUGCAGGUGGACCCAGCCACACCGGCAAAGAGUGACCUGGUACUGGAAGACCUAGAAGACCUAGAAGACCUAGAAGACCUGGAGGAGCGUAUGCCAGGGAAGACAAUCUCUGAGGAAGCCACAGGGGUUCACAUGAUGCAGGUGGACCCAGCCACACCGGCAAAAAAUUGGAAGACUCCACCAUUACAGGCAGCCACCGGCAGAU